CAGGAACAGGAGUUUGACUCUUGGUCGAAGGACCAGGGCGCUUAUUAGAGGAAACGUGAAGUGUCACUGUGAAAGGAUUGCAGCCAAGAGAUCAAGCCCAGUGACGUGGCACAUCUUGGCCUCAAACCGGAAAGCGACUCAGCCAGUCGACCCUGUGACUAGCGACAUUGCGAGAACGGCAUUCGAUCCCCAAUUCUGAAUUCCGGUAUGGCUUCCGGGUUGACGGCGAAGCUCUCAAAGUUCAAUCCGUUCGGCAAGGGUAAGAAAGACGAGGACGACUGCGGAGAAGCCAUCGACAGCGACUCGGUUGCUGGUGGUGGCCAUGCUGCUCGACGAACCAAGAUUACGAAGGAGCAACUACGGGUCAGCCAUGCUCUGAAGAAGUUUCUGGUCAACCAUCAGGUCUUCAGUCCAGACGAUAUUGCCCUGAACUCUGGUGAAAACACCCCUGCGUUGAAAGAACUUCUCGACAAGCCUCACGUUAAUGUUCCCAGAGAGCUCACGCUGAGAGGAAGGCCACUUACAGAGUACUUCAUCAGCUCGAGUCACAACACUUAUCUUCUGGCUCAUCAAUUGUACGGCACAUCUUCUGCCGUAGCGUAUGAGACAGCGCUUAACACUGGCUCAAGAUGUGUUGAGAUCGACGCCUGGGACGACGGGGAGAAUAAAGAGGAGCCAAAGAUAACACAUGGUUAUACCUUAGCAUCUCACAUCCCGUUCAGAGCUGUUUGCGAGACCAUUCGAGAUGUGGUUGAUAAGGAAGCUACUGCUCCAGUCGACAGCGAUACUGGCUACCGAGCAGCCCCGAUCCUGAUCUCGCUCGAGAAUCACUGUGAUGCGAAAGGCCAGCUGCGACUGGCCACCAUCAUGAGAGAAGUCUGGGGCGAGCGACUCCUCAGCAAACCAGUCAGAGACGAAGGUGCACGCGAGCAAGGAGACUCCGGCGAGCACGUAGAUCUCGAAGAGCUGGGCUCCAAAAUCGCUGUCAUCGUAGAGUACCACUUGCCCAAUGAAGAGGAGUCCGAAUCAAGCUCCGAUGAAGACGAAGACCCGCAAGUCAGAGAAGACCACAAGCGGUGGCGAGAAGAGAAACGCAAAAACGCUUCCGGCGGCAUCAUUCCUGAGCUCGCAGAACUCGGAGUCUACGCGCAAUCUGUCAAGCCCGUAAACCAUUCCUGGUUCGAAAGCGUACUUCAAGACGGCCCACCGCACCACCUCAUCAAUGUCUCUGAGUCGGGUCUUGCACCACUGCUGAAGGCAAAUGGUGCAAAGAUCGGCCAGCACAAUGCCAAACACCUCAUGCGCGUCUAUCCGAAAGGCACACGAAUCUCGUCCGCAAAUUUGAAUCCCGUCCCAUUCUGGGGCGUAGGCGCACAAAUCUGCGCUCUGAAUUGGCAAACUUUCGACGCCAGCAUGCAGCUGAACGAAGCACUUUUCGCCGGAAGUGACGGCUUCGUCCUCAAACCCGCAGCCCUACGAGAAGGCGGUAGCGGGAAACUCGAUUCUGGAAGAAAGAAGCAUUUACGCCUUCACAUCGCCGGAGCCACGGACAUCCCACUACCAAAAGACCGCGACGCAGACGACGAAAUCAAACCAUACAUCACAUGCACUCUUGUUCAUCCCGACGAUAUCAAGAACGAGCCACCGAAACGCAAGACUUCUGGCUACAAACAACACAAGUUAGGACUUGUGCAUAAAGAUGCAGACUCACCACCGACUGAUCCGUUGUGGAACGAGCAUCUGGAUUGGGAUUACGAAGAGAAUGAAUUGGUGUUUUUGAGGAUUUUGAUCAAGAGUGAUGACAAGUUUGCUCGGAAUCCGGUUUUUGCCGUGGCGGCUGUGCGGUUGAUGUAUGUGGCGAGGGAGUGGGUGUUCAUUCGGAUGCUGGAUUUGAAGGGCAAGGAGACGCAUUGCACUGUCUUGUGUAAAUUUGAGAUUACGGAUGCAUGGGAGUGAAGCAUGACUAUUAUUUAAAUAUCUCCAGCCAUACAUACAUACAUAGGUUUAGUCGAUACUAAGCUUCGUCGC
Messenger RNA from Pseudocercospora fijiensis CIRAD86, 2028 nucleotides. RefSeq lists its product as uncharacterized. Gene Ontology annotation, biological process: phosphatidylinositol-mediated signaling; lipid metabolic process. NCBI's taxonomy places the organism in Eukaryota, Fungi, Ascomycota, Dothideomycetes, Mycosphaerellales, Mycosphaerellaceae. The record is from RefSeq and is a predicted model, not a curated record. Bases 208 to 1956 code for a protein of 582 amino acids. The transcript is spliced from 2 exons. Gene Ontology annotation, molecular function: phosphatidylinositol-4,5-bisphosphate phospholipase C activity.